Messenger RNA from Saccharomyces eubayanus, 585 nucleotides. RefSeq lists its product as uncharacterized. The record is from RefSeq and is a predicted model, not a curated record. NCBI's taxonomy places the organism in Eukaryota, Fungi, Ascomycota, Saccharomycetes, Saccharomycetales, Saccharomycetaceae. Bases 1 to 585 code for a protein of 194 amino acids. The transcript has a single exon.
AUGAGUUCUUCAAAGCAACCAGCGCGGUGGGAAGCCCAACCGCGUAAACCCGGCGCACGCGCUAGCGCAAGCCGACCCGGAGAUACGUCAAACAGCAUCCAUCCGUCCGGGGGCCCUGUCCCGGGGGCCCUGUUAGCUAGUAACGCCCCGGGGCCGUGCGGACGCCCGGAGUUACACGGCCCCGGGGCGCUAAAGUGUAAGCUAGACCAACUAUUAUUAAGGGAGCGGAGACACGACUCAUUUAGCAACGGCUUGGCUUCUCUACUUACAAGAAAGUUUAAAAAAAAUAAAGAGAGAGAUAGAAAGGGAAUUAAGGCGAAGGCGAAGAUUGCGAAACUGGCCAAUGCCCACUACUUGUUUGGCUGUUUGGUUAUUUGUUUGUUUGCUUGUCUAUUUGUGGCAUCUUCCCCACUUCACAUAAUUACGAACCGUCGUGUGUAUAGGCAUAUAUAUACAGACAUAAAUCUUACAAUUACAGUUGUAUCUUGGGCCUUGUGUAGAUUGUUUAUAUAUAACAUUGUAAUAUAUUUGUAUGUACAACACUCAUAUAUAUAUAUAAGACAAAGCACCCUCCACCACCGAUAA